Piliocolobus tephrosceles (Ugandan red Colobus) is the source of this 1737-nucleotide messenger RNA. RefSeq names its product beta-1,4-galactosyltransferase 7-like. Gene Ontology annotation, biological process: carbohydrate metabolic process; proteoglycan biosynthetic process. The record is from RefSeq and is a predicted model, not a curated record. NCBI's taxonomy places the organism in Eukaryota, Metazoa, Chordata, Mammalia, Primates, Cercopithecidae. Gene Ontology annotation, molecular function: xylosylprotein 4-beta-galactosyltransferase activity. Gene Ontology annotation, cellular component: Golgi apparatus. The coding region runs from base 124 to 1107 and encodes 327 amino acids. The transcript has 6 exons.
ACCGGGGGGCGGGGCGGACAGGUCUGGGCGGAGCGGGAGGCGGAGGUGCCGCGUAGGCCCGGGAGGCCGGGCCGGCCGGGCUGCGGGCCCCUGCCCCAUGCGGCGCCGCCGCCUCCCCGCACGAUGUUCCCCUCGCGGAGGAAAGCGGCGCAGCUGCCCUGGGAGGACGGCAGGUCCAGGUUGCUGUCCGGCAGCCUCCCUCGGAAAUGUUCCGUCUUCCACCUCUUCGUGGCCUGUCUCUUACUGGGCUUCUUCUCCCUACUCUGGCUGCAGCUCAGCUGCUCUGGUGAUGUAGGCCGGGCAGCCAGGGCACAAGGGCAGGAGACCUCGGGCCCUCCUCGGGCCUGCCCCCCAGAGCCACCCCCUGAGCAGUGGGAAGAAGACGCAUCGUGGGGCCCCCACCGCUUGGCAGUGCUGGUGCCCUUCCGCGAACGCUUCGAGGAGCUCCUGGUCUUUGUGCCCCACAUGCACCGCUUCCUGAGCAGGAAGAAGAUCCAGCACCACAUCUAUGUACUCAACCAGGUGGACCACUUCAGGUUCAACCGGGCGGCGCUUAUCAACGUGGGCUUCCUGGAGAGCAGCAACAGCACGGACUACAUUGCCAUGCAUGACGUUGACCUGCUCCCUCUCAACGAGGAGCUAGACUAUGGCUUUCCUGAGGCUGGGCCCUUCCAUGUGGCCUCCCCGGAGCUCCACCCUCUCUACCACUACAAGACUUAUGUCGGCGGCAUCCUGCUGCUCUCCAAGCAGCAUUACCAGCUGUGCAACGGGAUGUCCAACCGCUUCUGGGGCUGGGGCCGCGAGGACGAUGAGUUCUACCGGCGCAUUAAAGGAGCUGGGCUGCAGCUUUUCCGCCCCUCGGGAAUCACAACUGGGUACAAGACAUUUCACCACCUGCAUGACCCAGCCUGGCGGAAGAGGGACCAGAAGCGCAUCGCGGCUCAAAAACAGGAGCAGUUCAAGGUGGACAGGGAGGGAGGCCUGAACACUGUGAAGUACCAAGUGGCUUCCCGCACUGCCCUGUCCGUGGGCGGGGCCCCCUGUACUGUCCUCAACAUCAUGUUGGAUUGUGACAAGACCGCCACGCCCUGGUGCACAUUCAGCUGAGUUGGAUGGACAGUGAGGAAGCCUGUACCUACAGGCCACAUUGCUAAGGCUCAGGACAAGGCCUCAGGUCCCGGGCCCAGCUCCGACAGGAUGUGGGGUGGCCACGACCAAGACAGCAAGCUACUCAGUUGCAGCCAGCUGGCUGCCAAGGCGGGCUUGAGCUGGGCCAGGACACGUGGGGUGCCUGGGACGCUGCUAGCCAUGCACAGUGAUCAGAGAGCGGCUGGGGUGUGUCCUGACUGGGAUCCCCCCGCCUUCCUGCUCACCCUACUCUGGCCUCCUUCACGUGCCGAGGCCUGUGGGCAGUGGGGAGGGCUGAACAGGACAACCCCGAUUUUGUUCCUUCCUGCUGGGCCGCCUUGUGCAAAGACACAGCGUAGGGGCCAUGCAGCUGGCGUAGGUGGCAAUUGGGCCUGGGAAGGUUAGAACUCCAGAAACCAGAGCACAAGCCCCACAGAGGGAACAGCCAGCACCGUCUAGCUGGUGGUUGCUGUGCUGGAAUGUGGGCCUAGUGUUGCCAGAUCUUCUGAUUUUUCAAAAGAAACUAGAAUGCUGGAUUCUUACAUGAAAUCUUCUGGUUUUUAAAUGAUAGCACCUAAAUGAAACUUUCAAAAAGUAUGGCAGGCCAGA